AUGGCGCCCUUUCCGCGCAUGGCCGGCCUGCUUUGGCUGCUGUGCCUCCUUUCGCUCGGCAUCGGCAACGGCCUGGGGACCGAAAGCAUCAACCCCGACGACCCGGAGAUCACCAUGUUGACGGGCACGAGGAGCGAUGUCACCAUUUCGACCGGCCCGCCCACAGGGGCUUACCAGACACCUUCCUCACGCAUCACUAUCGCAACCACCAGCUUGCCCACCGACCUCGGCAUGCUCACCGAGAGCUACACUGAGGCCACCACCAACACCGUCACCUACCUGACGGGCACGACCACGACUUCGCACACUGGCACGGGCUCGACGACCUCAACCUCCACGUCCAACGCCCCACCACGGCCGACCAACACCCGCCCGUGCAACAACUACCCCGAAUUCUGCGCCCGCAAGUACAGCAAUAUCACCCACGUCGGCUGCCACAACAGCCCCUUCGUGCGGGCCGGCAGCGCCGCCGCAAACCAGCAGUUCCCCGUGGUCGACCAGCUCAACGACGGCGUGCGCUUCCUGCAGGCCCAGAUGCAAUGGCCCGUCAACGGCACCGCGCCGCACUUCUGCCACACCUCAUGCGACCUCUUCGACGCCGGGCCCAUCACAGACUGGCUAAGCCAAGUGCGCGACUGGGUCGCCGGACACCCCUACGAUGUUGUGACCAUCCUCCUCGGGAACGGCAACUACUCCAAGCCGGAGCUCUACGUGCCCUUCAUCGAAGCCUCUGGUAUCAAAAAGUUCAUUUACACUCCCGCCGUCAUCCCCCUACGCGCCAACGACUGGCCCACCCUCGGCCAACUCAUCCUCUCCGGUCAACGCGUCGUCCUCUUCAUGGACUACAUGGCCAACCAAACCGCCUACCCCUGGAUCCUCGACGAGUUCACCCACGCCUGGGAAACCCCCUUCGACCCCGUCGACACCACCUUCCCUUGCACCGUCCAGCGUCCGCCGGACCUGUCCCCGCGCGACGCCCGCGACCGCCUGUACAUCAUGAAUCACAACCUCAACGUCGAGGUCUCCCUGCUGGGGCAGUCUAUCCUCGUCCCCGCUGUCAGCCAGCUCAACCAGACGAACUCGGCGGCUGGGAACGGGAGCGUGGGUGCCGCGGGCGCGAAUUGUACCGCUGAUUGGGGCCGGCCGCCGAAUGUGCUUAACGUUGAUUAUUACAACUAUGGUAGCUACCCUGGGAGUGUGUUUGAGGCGGCGGCUGCGUUGAAUAAUGUCACGUUUGCUAAGCGGCCGUGUUGUGGGCCGCUGUCAAAUGCGGCGGUGGGGAACGUGGUGGUUAAUGGGAUGAUGGUGGUGUGGAUUGGAUUGGGAUGGAUGGGGUGGAUGGUUCUGGAGGGGGUGUUGUUGUGA
Messenger RNA from Dichotomopilus funicola, 1365 nucleotides. RefSeq names its product PI-PLC X domain-containing protein 1. Gene Ontology annotation, molecular function: phosphoric diester hydrolase activity. The transcript is spliced from 2 exons. NCBI's taxonomy places the organism in Eukaryota, Fungi, Ascomycota, Sordariomycetes, Sordariales, Chaetomiaceae. The coding region runs from base 1 to 1365 and encodes 454 amino acids. The record is from RefSeq and is a predicted model, not a curated record. Gene Ontology annotation, biological process: lipid metabolic process.